This is a messenger RNA of Plasmodium falciparum 3D7, 1968 nucleotides long. It is a transcript of the gene GS, whose product is annotated as glutathione synthetase. NCBI's taxonomy places the organism in Eukaryota, Apicomplexa, Aconoidasida, Haemosporida, Plasmodiidae. The record is from RefSeq and is a predicted model, not a curated record. Gene Ontology annotation, molecular function: ATP binding; glutathione binding; magnesium ion binding. Gene Ontology annotation, biological process: glutathione biosynthetic process.
AUGGAAAGAAAGGUAGAUGAGUUUUAUAAAGUUAUUGAAAAAGAGGUGUUAAAUUAUUUCACUUGUCCCAAUGGAAAGAAUGAAUAUCUGAGUUAUGAAAGGAUAAAAUCAUUAAUAAAAGAUAUGAUUGCUUUUUUGAAUACUGAGAGUUAUUAUAUAUUUACGAAUUCAUAUAAGAAUGAAUAUAAUAUCGAUUUUUUAUAUAACCCGAAAUUGUUUUCAUUUACCUUAUUACCACAUAGAUUGGAUAAGAAGCUACUAGAAUUGUGUAAGUAUAGUACAUUAUUAUAUUCAGAAUUGUUUGAUAAUAUGGUAUGUGAUUUAUCAUAUCUACUAAGUAUUUUUGAGAAUAUUAAAGAGCAUGAUUUUUUUGUAAAAAAGAUGUUAGAAGUAUGUAAGAAGGUAUACGGUGAUAAUAGUGAUAAUAGUGAUAAUAGUGACAAUAGUAAUAAUAGUAAUAAUAGUAAUAAUAGUAAUAAUUUUCGAAACAUUAAGGAUGACAUUAGAUGUGUUAUAGGAAGAUCUGAUUAUAUGACUAAUCGUAAUAAUGAUAUAAUAGAUGAUAAGGAAAAGAUUGAUGAUGAAAAUAUAAAUGAUAAAGAUAUAAAACAAAUAGAAUAUAAUACAAUAUCUGUUGCCUUUGGUAAUCUUUCGUCUAUUUUAUUUAAUGGACAUAAAUAUAUUUUAAAACAGAUUUAUAAAGAAUAUUUUCCAUAUAUAGGAAAUGAAGAGGAACAAAAAGAAGUAAAUGAUAUAUUAGAUAAAAAAUUUGAUAACAAUUUUGUACAAGGAAUUAUUACAUGUUUUAAAAAAUGUCAUGAUAUUUAUAUAUCUGAAUAUAAGCCUUUAUUAGGUUCACAUAAAGUUAUUAUGAUGAGUAUAUUACAUGAAGAUGAUUUUAAUAGUUUUGAUAAAUAUAAAACUACAAACGAAUUAAAUAAAAUAAAUAUAAAUCAAAAAGCUUUAACAAUAAAUGAAAUUAAAUUAUUAUUUGAGAGCAAAAAACUUUUUUUAAAUUAUAAAGAUGAAACAUUAAUAGAUUCUUUAAAGAGAAUUAAGAAUAAGGAAUAUAAUCCUUAUAAUGAGAUAUUCAAACCUGGAAAACUUCUUAUCGAUUUGAACGACCUAGAAGAUAUUUUAAAUGUAGAUUGUAUAAAUAUAAAUGAUAUACUUAAGAAUAUAAAUAAAUAUGAACGUAAUAUCUUUGAAAUAAGUGUAUUAUACUUUAGAGCAUUAUAUACACCUAACCAUUUUAAUGAAAAUAUAUGGAAAAUAAGAGAAAUGUUUGAAUUUUCGGAUGCUAUUAAAAUACCUUCUUUACCUUAUCAACUUGUUGGUUCGAAAAAAAUACAAAUGUUAUUAUUAGAUAAUGAUAUAUUAAAAAAAUAUAUUUCAUUGAAUUUAAAUAAAGAAAAAAAAUCAGAUGAACAAAUAACAAAAGAUAUGACGCUUUUAAAAAAAACAUUUGCCUUACAAGUAGACCCAUCUCAAAAUAUAAAUGCACAUAUUAUUCAGGAUGCUAUAAAUAAUGAAAAUAAUUAUUUAUUAAAACCUCAAAGAGAAGGAGGGAAAAAUAAUUUACAUGGAAAUCAAGUUAAACAAAAAUUGAAGCUUUUCUAUGAUCAUAAUAAAAAACAAACACUAUCUCAUUAUGUCUUAAUGCAACGAUUAUUUCCAUCAACCUUUACAGCUAUACAUUGUAGAACUCAAGAAAUGAAAAAUGAAAUAUGUACAACAAAUAUAUCAAAUGAACAACAGAAAAAGAAACCAUCGCAUCUUAUACAAUUUUCACCUGAAAAAUCGAUAUCAGAAUUUAGUUUGUUUCAUAAUUUUAUUUUUUAUAAAAAUAAAAAUAUUUUAAAUGAGCAAAAAGGAUAUUUAGUUAGGACUAAAAAUUAUACUGAGAAGGAAGGAGGGGCCAUUUGUGGUAUAUCAAGCUUGGAUUCUUUUUUUUUAACUGAACAUUGA